Messenger RNA from Patiria miniata (bat star), 4976 nucleotides. Its product is annotated as histone deacetylase complex subunit SAP130-like. Bases 169 to 3357 code for a protein of 1062 amino acids. Gene Ontology annotation, biological process: negative regulation of transcription by RNA polymerase II. The record is from RefSeq and is a predicted model, not a curated record. Lineage: Eukaryota; Metazoa; Echinodermata; Asteroidea; Valvatida; Asterinidae. The transcript is spliced from 18 exons. Gene Ontology annotation, cellular component: Sin3-type complex.
AAGCUGCGGGGCUAAGAAACAUCGUUCAAAAAAAUCGGAAGUGUAGUACACAUUCGUCCGAGAGAAUGCCGAAAAUCAACCCAACAUUUCAGCAUCAACAGAGUACUGAAACGUGAAAAUAAGACUGAAAAUGAUAAUUGAUAUCCUUUCCAGAUCAGUUCCGUUGAAAUGAGCACCCAGCCUGCCCCACUCGCCAGCAGUGGGACCCCCACCACCGGCCAGGCCGGCACCCCCGUCCCCCCGACGCCGUUGAACAGCACCGACCCUAAGCCCGGCAGUAAGAGCCCAGCCAAAGCUGGUAAUCCUAAGGUCGUCGUCCAGCCGGUCAACCCUCCCAUCAGUAUUUCCCUGCCAGUUGAGCAACCCAUGUUUACCAUCACGCAGCACAAGCACACUGUAGAGGCGGGCAAGAUCCCAACAACCAUCUCCAUAGCUGCUACUCCCACUGGCAAACCCUCUCAAACCGUUGCCCGGACAGUCGUCUCAAAGAUGGUCGCAACCACCCACCAACAACCCACUACCUAUAUGGUACCCAGCUCCCAGGCCCCUCUGGGUACACACCCGGCACCCGGUACCCAGUCAACCCCCAGCACCUACCCGGUCCUCGGUACCCAUAUCAUGCAAAGCGCCCCUGUGGCGGUACCCAGCACCCAUCUGUUGGCUGCUGCGCUCCCGGUACCCAGCGCCCAGGCCCAGGUGCGCCUUUCCACAGCAGGGUCGCCCGUUGUCACCUCUGCCGGGGGUGACGCCCAUAAGGUGAAGGUCAGCGCCACGCCCGUUCAAACGGUCACAACUGGUACCCAACCGGGUACAGUGGGCGGUCUCGCAGGCCACUCGAUGCAGCAGUAUGUCAGGGGGAUAUCCAUGCACCCAAGCAUGAUCGCUGGUACCCAUGUCGCAGCCGGACAAGUUCAGCAGCAUGCGUUUCCGUCGCACUUACCAAGAGGAGCUGCUGCUGCAGCUGCCAUGUCUGCUCCGAAAAGCGGCAUGACGACAGCAAUCUUGAGGACCACCACGCCAGUGUCACAGACGCAAUUUCCCAACACCGCGACAACUGUGGCUGCCUCCGCGGUACAAUCAACCAACAUCACCGGACAGCAACUACAGCGGCACCACCAACCGCCCCAGGUUCACCUCCCGGUCCAGCACCACCUACCAGGCCGCUUGCACUCCCCAGCAGGCCUGGCCGGGGUGGGUAUGGCGCCCACGGCUCCACCAGGCAUCACCAGGGCUAGCUCCCCUGGCGCUGCUGCAGCCAGCAUGCCUGGGCAUCAUGCCAGCACCUCCGAAGCCCACAGGACCCUGCCCCAUGCAUCCAUGCCCCAGCCCCACACCCAGACUGCGGGCCACCCCUUCCGCCCAGACAUCAAGCAGCUCCCAAAGUCCGCCGACAAGCCAAAACCCGACGGUAAACCCGACCCCAACAAACCCAUGGACCCGACCAAGCCCGAGGUCAAACUCGUGGACCCGCGGGCUGCAUACAGCUGGGUGACCGUCACGCAACAGCAACAGCAAGGGGGAGGAGUCCAGAAAGUGGGAGGGGCCAAGCAUGCUUAUAUCUCCUCCCAGGGGCUGGGCAUGCAGCGGAUGGCCCAUCCUGCGCCCCAGGCCAUCCCUGCCAGUAACAUCAACAACCAGGCGUCAAGUAGUCUGGUAACUGCCACCACACUGUCGCAUCAUACAGUACCAUCUCAAAGUAUAAUUCACAGCAGUAUUCGUACGUCGGCGAUAACGGUGACAACGUUAAGCAAUCAACCUCAGUCCAACACAACCACAAUACCAGUUGCCAAGGUCUACCCCCGUCAGAUGGCCCAUCCUCCUAGGCCCAGCACACCUUACUCUGAGGGCGGACCCUCCUACGUCUCUGCCCACAGCAGGAACUCCCCGAACACCUCGGCUGUCACAACGGUCACCGCACUGCCCCCUACGGUGACCAUGAGUGACGGACGGGUUGAGAGACCUCCCCACCCUGGGGCCAUGAGCCACGGGUAUCCGGCCUCAAUGCCUCCAUACUUCUUCGACUCAAUGAACUAUCGCCAUCAUAUGAUGCCCUCCUAUGGUACAAACCACUCCUUUGCAUCAAUGUCAGCUGCUGGAGUCCGAUCCACAUUGGCAGAUUCCCACAUCAGGCAUACGAUGCACCCGACGACGCCCCAGAACAGUUCGGUCGCGGCGGCCGUUGUCGCGGCAGCACAUGCUGCCACCGUGGGGGGUCCAGUCCGGCUGAACCCAGUCAGUAUGAUGAUCGACUCGCGGCGACAGGUACCCGUGCACAACACCAUGGGGAUGGCACCGUCAUUAGAAGGAGGUGGGGUCAAUACAAGUACAUCUGUGUCAAUUGGUUCGACGCAGUCAUCGAGUAACUCGCCAAAUCCAAACGCUUCGCCGAGGCCCAGCAUCCUCAAGAGGAGAAUAAACAAUGAUAGUAAUGUGAUCAGGAAGUUGAUACCAACCACGCAGUCCAACAGCCAGCCCAGCAGUCCCAAGACGGAGCUAGCCCGGUCCACCUCAAGCUCACCAAAACACAGUGAUUCGUUAGCCAGCAGCCAACACUCCCUGGACAGCAAUGCCUCAGAGGCUAGCCUGGACGCGCUGCCGUCUGCCAUCAAAAUCAAGCAGGAGCUUGAGACCAUCCACUCGGAGUCAGGCACCCAGGCUAGCAUCCCUCGUGACCUGAGUCUGACCAACUCCGUCGGGGAGUGUAGCCCCUCGCCGAGAAAGAAACCUCGCAAGCAGCAACACAAGGUUGCCACGGAGCAUCACGAUAUCCUCGACGACCAGUCCACUGACGAGGAGACAGAAACCAAACACAAACACUUCCGAGUCAAGAAGGAGAAGAAAGAGAAGAAACCAACAGUUUCGGAUGUUGACCACAUUAACGUCGUGCACUACUUCCGAAGGCCGUGCAUCCGGCUGAUCGACACCUAUCGCCAAUCCUGGAAACCAACUCACAACCACUUUGAGAGGUACUCGGAUGUCCGGCCAAAAGAGGAGAAGAAGACCACAAUUCACGAGAUUGCCAAUCAGCGAGGAAUCGUCAAGAAGACGGACGGAUGGAAGGUCAGGCACAUCACCUAUCAGUUUGAGGACCUGAGUGGGUUGGAAUUAGACGUCUUCAAUGAAAUGAAAGAGAUCAAGGAAGGCAUGGCCCCCUGGCAGACCCCUGGGAAGGAGAGCGACACAUCCAAGAUCUAUGAACUCAUACAGGGCAACAUCCAGAGAUCGCAGUACGUGAUGGAGCACUUGGAGGAAGCCAAGAACACGAUGCUGAAACUCCUGGAGCAUAAACCCAAGGUGAUGUCCAUCAUCAAGAACCAUGCCAACAAGAGGCACGCCAAGAAGAAACACAGCCCUUGAAUAAGAUCUAUGAAGAACCAUGCUCCGAAACACUGCUUCAUGAAGAAACACAGCAACAUAACACGGCCGGUCAUGUAACCAAGAUCAGCCCACUAAAUCUUGGUCAGAUGAAAAGAUUUUGGUGAAUGUGGUUCAACUCCUCAUAUGUUGAUCGAGUCGGAAGAAUUGUGUGUUUAGUGCGGUUUUGAAGUUUCUCUCUGUAUUCAGAUGGUUUUAGAUGAACUGGAGACAUCAUUUGAACAAUGAGCAUUUCUGUCUUUACUGCAUAGUAAAAAUGUAGUUCAUUUUCUUCCACUGCACCAAGUAGAAACGUCUGAUUGAUUCUGCAUACAUAUUUUAUUGGUUUACUGCAAAAAGGGUCCUUCACGCCGACAAAAAAAUCUGGGAAAUUUCACAUGAUGAACAUGAGAAAGAUAUUGUUGACAUCGACUUCCAAAAUAUUUAAAUUUACUUAAAAGACAAAUCCUGGCAGAAUAAUAUGCAGCCAGUUAUCGUCCACCUAAUUUGGUUUUUAGGUCAUUUAUUUCGAGAAGGACCUUUUAAGAAAUGUACCAGUAUUUUUGUGUUUUUCUGGUCGACAUUCACAUUGCAGUUUUGUUUCGGCAUUGGGAUUUUCAUGUUUUAUUUUUACCAUAGCGUAAGUUAUGGACCAGAAUAAUAUAUAUAUACUGUAAAUAUAUAAAUGUACAUUUUCAUUUUUGUGUUUUUUGAAGUGGAACGAAAACUCAGGAGUUUGAGAAGGUCGAGUCCCUUGGUCCUACGAUUUGCAAAUUUGGAGGAAAAAAAUAUUAUUUUAUAACAUCAUUUGGACACGAACCUAACUUUGGAGCAAAACAUUAUUUUUUGUACCUUUAACCGACAAAAAAAUAAAUGAAAUGAGAAGUGUUCCGUUUGAAUUCCCCAACCAAGAAACUUUCCGACUGAAAUAACGGGGGAAAAAUAAUAUAUAAAAAUUUGACCUCCUGAAAAUCUGAAACAAAAGUAUUUCUUCAAAUUUAGAACAAUUUACUUUCAGUUCAUUUGUGCCAAUUUUUUUCCCCCGAGUUCAACAGAGAUAUUUUAAAAUCAGUUAUAACUACCACUGGCAUUUUAAAGAUUAAAAAGAAAAUGUCUACAGCAUUGUACACUGUUCGUAGGAAUCAAAUGUGAACAAAAUUGAAAUAAUCUACCUUUUUGAAAUUCAAGUGAUGAGAGUUGAAAGGGUAAAUUUGUCUUAAAAGAAAUGUGAAAUAUCCCUUCGAUAUCUUUUUUUUUAGAAUUGGUCAGUGAUAUUCAGCUAAUUUUUUUCCCCUUAUUUUCAAAUUUCAGAUCAAGAUAUAAUUUUUGAUAUAUUUUCCAGUACAUGUUACUCCACAAGAGUAUCAUAAAGGCUGACACAGUGGACUCUGAUUUCUUUUUUAUUAUUGAAAAUUCUAUUUGAACGAAGCUUGAUAUUCCAGAAAAUUGGCAUUGAUCGUCCUUAUCAAGUCAGGUGUAUUUUGUAUACAAAUCUUGAGUUAGGACCCACAAACAGGUGUUGUAUAUUAUACAGGACAAAGAUAAUGUGCAUGUGUCUAUUAUGUGAGAACUGUAAUUUUAAUACUGAUACGAAAUAAAUAUGUGUACAGUGCUUUAUAUGA